AUGGCCAGCGCGCAGCAGCUGGACGGUUUGAAGGUUGAGUGGGAGUCAUGCGAGAGGCAGGAUGACCAAAAGCGCUCAGUCGUGAAGGCAUAUCUCCCUUCCACCGUGAGGCAACUAUUUGCCUACAUUGACGACCUCUCCAACAAGUUGUCUGAGACAGAGUCUGAGCUCCAGGACAAGAAGGACGCAAUUCAGAAAGUACGCAGUGAUCUUAAGGAACAAAAGGAGGAGGUGCAGACUCUCAUUCGUGAGAAGGAUCGAUACGCAUUUGCGCUGGUUAUAGUUGACGGAGACAACAUGCCCUUCACCAACGAGCUCGUUCAACAAGGCUUGGAAGGGGGCAAAAGAGCAGUCAGCCUGCUCAAAGAGGCCGCCGAAGCAGAGCUCAAGACAUCUUUCCCCCAUCUAGCCCCCCACAUGAAGGUUCUGAUUCGUGUGUAUGCGAAUGUGGAGGGACUUGCGGCCACAUACAAGAAGCUGGACAUUACUUCAGAGGUUACGUUUGUAAACUUUGUCCGCGGGUUCAAUAUUGGACACACGCUGGCAGACUUUGUCGACGCGGGUAACGGGAAAGAAUGUGCGGAUGCAAAGAUAAAUGCGAUGGUGACUGUGCACUUGGAAGACGUUCACUGCCAGCAAAUCUUUUUCGGCGGAUCGGCCGACGCUGGAUACGCUCGUCUUCUUGAGCCGAUUGCCCGAGACAAAGCGACACGUCAACGUAUCACCCUGCUCAAGGGUCCGCCGUUCGUCCAUGAGUUAGCCAAUAUCAAGGAUAGAUUCCACGUCCCGACCACGUCCUUUGAACACAUUUUCAGGGACGAAAGGCUUCCCGAUAUCAAACGAAGAGUGUCGUUCCGCAUCACGCCCCCGACCACGCCAUCGGCGAACUACGCUUCCACAGUUGCCAAACCUCCUCCUACCACUCUGCCAUCAAGUGUCCCUGUGUCCAAGGGGAUCAUAAGAAAUCGACAAGGUCAGAGAAUUGAUCCGUCAUCCCGUUUUACGCAACAGGAGCUAGGUCCGAUUAUACAGCGCAAACUGUGUAAUGUAUUUCACCUCCUGGGAGCCUGCCCCUACCUACAGAAGUAUGGUGAUUGUGGACACACCCAUGGAGCACCCCUCAGCAAAAGGGAGCAGGACAUCUUACGGGAAAUUGCGCGCCAGUCUCCCUGCAAGAAUCGCCUCGAGUGUAAUGAUGUGGAUUGCAUCUUGGGUCACCAGUGCCCGCGCAACUGCACGUCGCCGUACUGUCGUUUUGACAAGAGCAUGCACAAUGUUGAUGUCAAGAUUUAUACUGAAACUUAG
Molecule: messenger RNA, 1305 nt
Organism: Emericellopsis atlantica
Lineage: Eukaryota; Fungi; Ascomycota; Sordariomycetes; Hypocreales; Bionectriaceae
Exons: 5
Coding region: 1-1305 (434 amino acids)
Source: RefSeq, a predicted model, not a curated record